AUGAGAUCGACAAGUGGGAGGCCCAAGAGUCCAUUCAUCGCUUUGUGGUCUCAGGGGGCCUAUGAGGGCUUUAGAAAGCCACAUCGUCCUGCUGGAUUUCCAUCCCCUUCCAAAAAGAAUUUGAAAUAGUCCAGGACAAAUGAUCAGGAGAAGGGGUAAGCAGACUCGCUCCUCUGAGGGCAGAGUCCUUUCUAUACUAAGCCUCCUAGAGCCCUGAGCUUCCUGGUGGCUCAGUCAAAAAGGGAAAAUGCCCAUCUCACUUGAGGCUGGGUAUGCAUGUGUGUGAGUGGUAUGAGUGUGUGUAUGUCAGUGUGAACAUGAGUGUUGUGUUAAUGUGCAUCUGUGUGGGGGCGGUUUCUGGGAUGUGUGAAUGUAUGUGAGUGGUUUGUGUCUGUGAUUGUGUGUGAGUCUGUGUGUGUCAGCUCUGCAUAGUGUGAGGAGGUCAGGGCAACUGAAGACCUCAUCUCCCCUCCCCCCAUGUGGCCCCAGCCAAGUGACAGCAACGAAUCUUGAGAGUGAAGGCCACUCUAGGAUGUGGCAGCUAAGGGGUGGGAGGAUGAGGGCCUGUCCUGGGGACCAGAUUGUACCACAUUAGGGCGUGAGGAGACCCGUGGGACAGGAAGGUCAAGUCAUGCUGGUAGCUCCUUCACCAGGCCAGAUGCCUGCAGAUCCUUCAGAACUAGAAAGUUUAGGGUGUGGGGGUGAGGGGACUUCUCUUCUUAGGUCUCUUCCAACCCCCCACCCUGGAGAGGGCAGGAGAAGCUAGGCCUGCUGGGGCCAUCCUGAGGCUGAUCCUUCCCAGCCCUGGGCAGAGCAAACAUUGAUUCACAGCACAUUGGCUAAGGGUGGAGGGCAAAGUACAGUCCUUGUCCCUUAUAUAAAUGGGUGUAGUGGGUGCCAGAUCUGGUCCUUGGAACCUGGUUUGGUCUGAGAGUGUCAGGUGCACACGGGGUUGCCCCAGGUGGACCUCUGUGAGCUUCCACGCAGCACAUCAGAGGAGCCCGGCAGGCAGUGAGGCAACCAUGGGGCUACUGAUUGGGGAAGGCCUGGUGCUUCUGGCAGUGGCCGUGGCCGCCUUCCUGCUCAUGGUGGACUUGAUGCACCGGCGUGCACGCUGGGCUGCAAACUACCCUCCAGGCCCUAUGCCAAUGCCUGGGCUGGGCAACCUGCUGCAGCUGGACUUCCAGGACAUGCCAUACAGCUUAGGCCAGCUGCGGCGCCGCUUUGGGGACGUGUUCAGCAUCCAGCUGGCCUGGACACCCGUGGUUGUGCUCAACGGGCUGAAAGCCGUGCGUGAGGCCCUGGUGCUCCGCGGCGAGGACACGGCCGACCGCCCACCUGUACCCGUCUAUGAGCACCUGGGCUUCGGGCCGCGGGCGCAAGGCUUGAUCCUGGCGCGCUAUGGGCACGCGUGGCGCGAGCAGCGACGCUUCUCCUUGUCCACACUGCGCAACUUCGGCCUGGGCAAGAAGUCGCUGGAGCAGUGGGUGACCGAGGAGGCCGCCUGCCUCUGCGCCGCCUUCGCUGCCCAGGCUGGACGCCCCUUCAGGCCCAACGCGCUGCUGAACAAAGCGGUGAGCAACGUGAUCGCCUCCCUCGUCCAUGGGCGCCGCUUCGACUAUGACGACCCCACCUUGCUCAAACUCCUGGAGCUGGUGGACGCAGGACUGAAGCAGGAUUCAGCCUUCAUGCGCGAGAUGCUGAACGCGGUCCCGGUGCUGGUGAACAUCCCAGGGCUGGCCGGCAAGGUCUUCUCGGCACAGAAGGCCUUCAUGGUCCUAAUGGAUAAACUGGUCGACGAGCACCGGGAGACGCGGGACCCGGCCCAGCCGCCCCGCGACCUGACCGAUGCCUUCCUGGAUGAGGUGGAGAAGGCCAAGGAGAAACCCGAGAGCAGCUUCACUAAUGAGAACCUGCGCUGGGUGGUGGCCGACCUGUUCAGCGCUGGGAUGGUGACCACCUCGACCACACUGGACUGGGCACUUCUGCUCAUGCUCCUGCACCCGGACGUGCAGAAGGGUGUUGUCCGGGCCCCUGGGUUCUGGCUUAGUGGGGGGACUCUUGUCUGUCCAGGCCGUGUCCAGCAGGAGAUCGACGAGGUGAUAGGGCGGCUUCGGCAACCUCAGAUGGAGGACCAGGCCCGCAUGCCCUUCACCACAGCAGUGGUCCAUGAGGUGCAACGCUUUGGGGACAUAGUGCCACUGGGCGUGCCUCACAUGACGUCCUGUGACACUGAAGUGCAGGGAUUCCUCAUCCCCAAGGGCACAAGGCUCAUCUGCAACCUGUCAUCGGUGCUGAAGGAUGAGGCUGUCUGGGAGCAGCCCUUCCGUUUCCACCCCGAGCACUUCCUGGAUGCCCAGGGCCGCUUCGUGAAGCAGGAGGCCUUCAUGCCUUUCUCAGCAGGCCGUCGCUCAUGCCUUGGGGAGCCCCUGGCACGCAUGGAGCUCUUUCUCUUCUUCACCUGCCUCCUGCAGCGCUUCAGCUUCUCGGUGCCUGCCGGACAGCCCCGGCCCAGUGACCAUGGUGUCUAUGCCUUCCUGUUCACCCCAUUCCCCUACCAGCUCUGUGCUGUGCCCCGCUAAAGGCACCAAGCCCCAAUCAGCUCCCUAGCUUCACCUUGACCAACAAUAAACGUCUGGGGGCUCCCACCUUGUGUCUGGGUCCCUCCUGUGCCCGGACCAGCCCCGGAAUAUGAUGAGCCUUCAGUGGCCUGCGGGGACCACUGCCUGUCCCCUGCCCCGGCCAAUCUUCCAGACCAUUUGAGAGAUGGCAUACUGAGGCUCAGAAGGCAGCAGCCUGCCAGCCCUACCCUUCUGUCCAUUCAGCACCCAAAACUGUCUUCUUGGGUUGGUGACAAAGUCAAUGCAGAGGCCCUGGCUCUGGGCUGUCCGGUGGGGCGAGGGGUAACAUGGGGUGCUCAGAGGAGUUAGCCCAGGCCCAGGUGGGAUGGAGAGGGGCUCACUCAGCCUGUAUGUCCACAGAUCAGGCCCGACUCCACCCAGGCUGCACCAGCGGCUGACGGCUCAGCUAGAACCAUCGUGUCUCCUACCUCACUUCAGUGUUACCCCAAACGGUGGGGAAAACGGAGGGCCAGGCAGUGGGCUGCCAGGGUUAGGAGCCAUGAAUGGGUCAUGGGGUGCCAUUGCUCUCUGGGGAAGGCCUGAUGGCAGCUCAGGAGUGAGCCAACUCCCUGAGCCUGUCAGCCUCCCCAAGGUUGGAUGGGCCCCACCCAGCCCUACAACGGCGCUCACAUACAGGCCC
Messenger RNA from Loxodonta africana (African savanna elephant), 3261 nucleotides. RefSeq names its product cytochrome P450 2D17-like. The record is from RefSeq and is a predicted model, not a curated record. NCBI's taxonomy places the organism in Eukaryota, Metazoa, Chordata, Mammalia, Proboscidea, Elephantidae. The transcript has 9 exons. Gene Ontology annotation, cellular component: intracellular membrane-bounded organelle; cytoplasm. The coding region runs from base 882 to 2582 and encodes 566 amino acids. Gene Ontology annotation, molecular function: oxidoreductase activity, acting on paired donors, with incorporation or reduction of molecular oxygen, reduced flavin or flavoprotein as one donor, and incorporation of one atom of oxygen; iron ion binding; heme binding. Gene Ontology annotation, biological process: xenobiotic metabolic process; arachidonate metabolic process.